Molecule: messenger RNA, 1701 nt
Organism: Rotaria sp. Silwood1
Lineage: Eukaryota; Metazoa; Rotifera; Eurotatoria; Philodinida; Philodinidae
Source: the annotation of a GenBank genome assembly
AUGAGUACAACAUUUAUAACUCCUGAUUUAACUCAUUCAACUCGAUUAGUUUUAUCCAAUCUGGAAUCAUUACGGCAUGAACAUAAUUUAUUAGUUUCAUCAACAGUUGAUGAUGAUAAAUGUCAACGUCUCCAUCAAUCACUUGAAUCUAUUGAUUUAGGUAUUGAUGAAGCAUUUGUUAUGUUACAACUUGAUAAUCAUUUAGAAAAUCUUGAUAGUGAAAUACAUAAAUUAAUGUUACAAGUUCAAAGGUUAACACAAGAAAAUAGUUGGCUACGUGAUGAACUUUCAUUAACUGAAAAACAUUUACAAACAAGUACACAAAUACGACAAGAUUAUGAACGUGAUAUUGAUUUAUUAAAUGAAUCAUUAAUAUCAUCUCCAUCAAUAUCAGAUAAUUUAAAUUUAACAAAUUCAAUUGAUAUUAAUACAGAUAUACCAAUAGAAACAAAAGAGCAGAUACCAAUGAAUUCUAAUUUUGAAACUAAAAAUCAUACUGAAAUUCCACCACGUUUUCGUACUUUACAUAAUCUUGUUAUUCAAUAUGCACAAGCUGGUCGAUAUGAAGUUGCUGUACCAUUAUGUAGACAAGCACUUGAAGAUUUGGAAAAAACUCAUGGUCAUACACAUCCAGAUGUUGCAACAAUGCUUAAUAUACUUGCAUUAGUUUAUCGUGAUCAAAAUAAAUUUAAAGAAGCAUUACAAUUAUUAACUGAAGCUUUAACAAUACGAGAAAAAACUCUUGGACAUGAACAUCCAGCUGUUGCUGCAACAUUAAAUAAUUUAGCUGUACUUUAUGGAAAAAAGAAUCGGUAUAAAGAAGCAGAACCAUUAUGUAAACGUGCAUUAGAAAUUCGAGAAAAAUAUUUUGGUGUGAAUCAUCCAGAUGUUGGCAAACAAUUAAAUAACUUAGCAUUGUUAUGCCUUAAUCAAGGUAAAUAUGAUAAAGUUGAAGAAUAUUAUAAACGAGCUAUUGAAAUUUACACAAAAAACUAUGGUAAACAUGAUUCAAAUGUAUCGAAAACAAAAAAUAAUCUUGCAUCAGCAUAUUUACGUGAAGGAAAAUAUAAAUUAGCUGUACAACUAUAUGAAGAAAUUUUAUCUGAAUCUCAAUUAAUAUCAAAUGAACAGUGUCAAUCAUUAAAUUCUAACCGUGAUACAACAACAAUUAUGACAACAUUAAAAAAUCUCGGAGCACUUUGUCGUCGAUUAAAUCUUUAUGAACAAGCUGAUUUAUUUGAAUCAUUUGCAACGAAAUCUUCACAAAAUCAAUCUGAAUUUAUUAAUCGUGCAUUAGAUAUUUUAAAACAAAUUCGACAAAAUGAUGAAAUUAAUCAUGAAACAAUACGACGCUCACAAGCACCUAUUCCACAAGAAUAUGGAAAAUUACGUCGUAGUGGUUCAUUUCAAAAAUUACGUCAAAGUAUUCGACGUGGUUCAGAAAAACUUGUACAAAAACUUCGUGGUACACCAUCAAAUCUUCCAUCAUUUAAUUCAAUGCAAUUUCAACAACAAGAUCCAAUUAUAAAACGUGCAUCAUCCAUGUCUGUUUUAAACAAUGUUUCACCAUCAUAUCCUCUUCAUCAACAACAAACAAAUCGAACAUUAAGAAAUAUAUAUUCUAUUGAUCAACAACAAAACAAACAGCAAUUUAUUCCUCCAUCUCGUGGUCGAUUGACGAGUGCAGAAAAUACUCAUUGA